UUAUAUAUGAAUAGAUUAAUAUACCUUCUAAUCACAUUACUUUGUUCUUUAAGAGCAAUUCAGCUGUAUUUGUCUUCUACAAAGGCAUUAAGACCUACUGAAGGUCAUUCUUGGUUUUCUCCUUCAAUUCAUGAUAAUGGUCAUAGUAUCAUCAAAAAUGACUCAAUCGUACUUGGUACAGAAUCACAUAAUAUAUUCUAUUUUGUACAUGUUACAGAUUUACAUUUAUCAAGAUUUAGACCCAAGGGCCAUACUUUUCAUUUUCUACAUUUUAUUCAAUCUAUUUUACCUGUUGUCAAACCAGAAUUUGUUAUUGUUACUGGUGACUUAACAGAUGCUAAAGAUAAAAAAAGGGUUACUUCUCAACAAUACAUCGAUGAAUGGGAUGUAUAUCAAACGGCAAUAAAUGAAAAAGUGAAUACCAAAUGGUACGAUAUAAGAGGUAAUCAUGAUUGCUUUAAUUUGCCAUCAUGGAAGUCUCGAGUUAAUUAUUACAGUACGCAUGGGAAGAGUGCCGAUUUAGUAGAGCAAGGUAAAGGCAUAUACACAUGGCAACUUAAUAAACCCGAAGUAGGAAAUUAUCAAUUUGUUGCGAUAGAUGCAUGCCCAAAACGAGGACCAUCAAGACCUUUAAAUUUCUUUGGUUAUCUUACUUCAAAAACUAUGGAUCAAUUAGAAAAGGCUUUGACACUGAACACAUUUAAUCAUACAUUUUUAUUCUCUCAUUAUCCUACAACUACGAUGGUAUUUGGAAUAGGUGAUGUACUCAAAUCAUAUAAUCCUAUUACAAAAUCACUUGAAUUAGAACUAGGUGAUCUAAAGGAACAUGGACUCUAUAGAAUUGUUGCCAUAGAUCAUGAUUUAAUUUCAUUUGUAGACCUUCAAUUACCUUUAGACCAAAUCCCAAAAAGGGGUCCCGUCAAUUCUGCAGGCCUUGUUCAACCUAUGCAAGAUGAUAAAAUUAUUUGGCCUAAUCUAGUUCAUCCUUCUCCUUCUAUCUUAGUGACUAAUCCUAAAGAUGCUCGAUUCUCGAUCCCUACAAAGGAACCCUUAUGGCGUAUUCGUCAAAGCACUCAUAUUCGCUUUUUAGUAUUUUCUGAGGAAGAAGAGACCGAAAAAAUAUCAAUUGAAAUCAAAAUUAAUGGUCAAUUACAUCCUAAUCCUGCUAUCUAUGUAGGUGAUACGAAAAACCCACUUUGGGUAUCUCCAUGGGAUCCAUCUUUAUUGGAAGAUAGGAAGACACAUCAGCUUAGUAUUCGUAUAACUACUCCAAAUGGUAAAUCCAGUAUAUCUGAAACUGUGUUCCGUACAGAUAUGUAUAGAGCUAAAAUUGGUGGAGGGUCUGGUGAAUUUAUUAUCAAGUCUAAAAUGGCCUUAGUUGUAAGUCAUAAUAAUAACUAUUAUAAAAAAAAAAUUCCUAAUUUAUUUAUGUCUAUUAGCUACAAUGUAUUACUUUAUUUUCUAUCUCAAGCAUAUUAUUUUUAUUGCUUGUUCCUAAAUUUUUUGUUUCUGAACAACGUAUCAGUCAAAUUUUGUUACGUAUUCAUGCAAUAG
Molecule: messenger RNA, 1554 nt
Organism: Cokeromyces recurvatus
Lineage: Eukaryota; Fungi; Mucoromycota; Mucoromycetes; Mucorales; Mucoraceae
Product: Metallo-dependent phosphatase-like protein
Exons: 6
Molecular function (GO): hydrolase activity
Source: RefSeq, a predicted model, not a curated record